Messenger RNA from Copidosoma floridanum, 1031 nucleotides. RefSeq lists its product as uncharacterized. The record is from RefSeq and is a predicted model, not a curated record. Lineage: Eukaryota; Metazoa; Arthropoda; Insecta; Hymenoptera; Encyrtidae.
GGUCGUGCGCAUAAGAAAUUAAAUAAAUGAAAAUAAAAUAAAAUAAAUAGCCGAAAUUGGCACGCGGUCGUUGAUCUCCCUCGGUGUUACAUCAGCCAGCUUCUCUACUUCUCUUCCUUCUGUACGACCACGACGAACGAGCACCAGAUACUACCAAAAUGCCUACUUGUAGUGUACCUGGCUGCAGAAAGAAAAGCGGAGAUGCAAGAAAAAUAAAUGUGCAAUUUUUUUCUUUCCCAAGAAAUCUUGAAAUGGCUCAAAAAUGGGUCGCAGCAUGCAAUCGUCCAAAUAUUAACCUCAAAAAUGCUAGAAUAUGUUCCACCCAUUUCGCUCCAAAUUGUUUCAAAAAAAAGCCAGAGUGUUUGACAAAUUGUGAAAAUUAUUCACCGAAAAGGCUUCGCACAUUGUUAGAUAAUGCUGUUCCAACUGAAAAUUUGGAUUAUGAGGAAAAUCAGGCAAACUGCUAUAAGGUAAAAAAUUUAAACAGUGAUUACACUUUGAAAUUAGAUGUUAUAGCAGAACAAGUAAAAGAUUCGUUUGAUCUUUGUGAAAUCACUGGGAUGAAAAUAACCAAAUACAACAGUGAACCGCUCAUUCAACAAAUCAGGAUACAACAAGAAACAAUAAAAGAUUUGCAAGCUAAACUGUUCAAGUCCAAAGAAGAAAAUAAUAUGUUGCAAACGAAAUUGAAACAAUUGCAGACGCAACAAAUGACAGAAAGAAAAAAUGCAUUAACAACAAAAGUACGUGAAGCGCCGGCAGCAAAUUACGUGUAUAUUUUAUUAAGUGAACAAAAUAGUGAAGGAGAGGACUAAUAUUGUAUCAAAAUUAUCUAAAAAAAGAUGAUCCUUACUUGGAUUUUCCAUCGUUAUUAUCUAGGAUCACGGUUCCAUUAUUCAGAAUAAAAAUGUGAUUCAAAUGUUGUAUUCAAAAUCGGAAAAUAACAUCUAACCACUGAAAGAAUUUUUUAACAGCUAUAAUGUUAAAAUGAAGUAAAAGUAUUGUAGUCUAAUAAUUGUUGUGUUUAAUUU